GGCGACGACUGUAUUCAGUGUCCAUUCCAUGGCUGGAGGUUUGGCGGAGACGGACAGUGCAAACGCAUACCUAAUCUCAAUGACUUGGAGUUAAAGGCAAUAAAACCAGUGGUAAAGAAAUGGCCGACAAUAGAGAGGAAUGAAUUGAUAUAUGUUUGGCACCACUCGGAGGGCUCGGAGCCCGACCACUACCCCGAGGACUUUGAUGCCAAAUACGGCCACAAACUAUCACUUAAGGGCUCGAUUACAAGACUUAUGGACAGCAACCAUGAUGUAGUCACCGCAAAUGCUGUAGACUUAGAGAAUGCUAAUUACAUACACACAUCGAUCAUACCAUACAUAACUAGCUUAAAAUCUUCGUUUGACACAACGUAUGGCUCGGAAAAUGAAACGGCCGGUAGGCUUACCAUCUGUCUAUUGGGCAUCGAGUUGGUCACUGUACCCAUGAGAUUGUGUCACGUGUCACCAGUGCUGGAGGCGAUGAUGAUUGGUGAGGACAAUGCAAUGCUGGGACCUGUUGAUUCGGAUAUGGUGAUCUGGGUGAAUUUCCAGAAACAAAAGCGCCCGAAAUUUACCCGCAACGACGCGCUAAUUGUCUGGUAUCGGCGCUAUUGUCAACGGUUUUACACUAAACUAAAUUAA
Molecule: messenger RNA, 642 nt
Organism: Medioppia subpectinata
Lineage: Eukaryota; Metazoa; Arthropoda; Arachnida; Sarcoptiformes; Oppiidae
Source: the annotation of a GenBank genome assembly